Molecule: messenger RNA, 2587 nt
Organism: Drosophila arizonae
Lineage: Eukaryota; Metazoa; Arthropoda; Insecta; Diptera; Drosophilidae
Gene: Ir92a
Product: Ionotropic receptor 92a
Source: RefSeq, a predicted model, not a curated record
ACGGUUGCAGAGCUCGACGAAAGUGCCUCAAGAUGUUGCCAACGCAGCAGUUGGCUCACCUGAGCAAGCUAAUCCAGAUUAUUGGUAAGUUUCAAAAACAAUUUGUUUUCUGUUUAGCUUUCUGCAGCUUUGCGCCUGCCACACACAGUUAGCCAGUACUUUGCGCCUCUCUCCUCGCUCCUCAUCGUGCACAACAGCACUCAUGCAACAGAGCUGCAGGAGGCUUACCUAACGGCCAUGCAGCUCUCUCUCCGGAAUCUCAGCCAGCCCCGGCUGCUGCAGUGGAUCGACGUGGCCCAGCUGCCCCUUGACGAGUCUCAGCCGGAUGCCUUAGAAUGGCAAGUGCUGCGCGCUGUCAAUGCUAGCGUGACCGAGGGCUUCAUCACUCUGCUGCCGGACACAAGGCAUUUCCUGCACGCGCGUUACUUUGCCACACGCAAUGCCAAUGUCAGGCUCAAGGACAAGCUCUAUCUGUUUCUCUGCGAACAGGAAGAACCACGGGAUCUCUUGAGCAUGGAAAUUUUGCAGUUCUACCCGCACCAUCUGAUGGUGCGGCCCGCAGAGCAAGCAAAUAAAGGAUGCGGCGAGGCAGACGUAGGUGGAUUUGUUUCUGGAGCUGGAGCUGGAGCUGGAGAGAGCGCAGUUUGCUUGCCACACCCAUACCGCGACAUCAAUUUGGAGCUGUGGACACAGAAGUUUGUCGGUGGCAGUGGAAAUUUGGAUGCUAUAUUCUUGGACGCAUUCUUGCCGAACGAAACUUUUGCCAACCGAGCCGAACUUUAUCCCAACAAACUGCUCAAUCUGCAGCGGCGCGCGCUACGCCUCGGCUCCAUUACUUAUGUGCCAUACACAGUUACUAAUUAUGUGGCAGCUGGUGUCGGCAAUGAGGAUCCAAUUAACCCGCACAGAGCCAAUCGGACAAUCGCCUACGACGGCUCCGAGGCGAACAUAAUGCGCUCCUUCUGUGAGGUGCACAACUGUCAUCUGCGCAUCGAGGCCUAUGGCGCCGACAACUGGGGCAGCAUCUAUGACAACGAGAGUGCCGAUGGCAUGCUGGGCGACCUCUAUAAGCAGCGCGUAGAACUGGCCAUAGGCUGCAUCUACAAUUGGUACGAUGGCAUCACGGAGACCUCGCAUGCCAUAGCUCGAUCGGCAGUGACCAUCCUUGGACCAGCUUCAGUACCCUUGCAGCCCUGGUGCACCGACAUUCUGCCCUUUAAUGGCGGCACCUGGUUCCUGCUGAUAUCCACGAUUGCCGUGUGCAGCCUGGUUCUGUAUGUUCUCCGAUACUCCAACUACAUUAUGAAGAAGCGCAAGGGAAAGGCUUCCUUCAUGCAUGGCGAAAAUGUGGAAAAGUCUCUGCUGGAUAUAUUUGCGCUCUUCAUACAGCAGCCAUCGGCGCCCCUGACCUUUGACCGCUUUGCCACCCGCUUCUUUCUGGCCACACUGCUGUGCGCAACGAUUACGCUGGAGAACAUUUACAGCGGGCAGUUGAAGUCGCUGCUGACGGUGCCGCUGUAUGCCGAUCCAGUGGACAGCAUUGAGAAGUGGGCGCAGGCGCAGUGGAAAUGGGCUGCGCCGUCCAUUAUCUGGGUGCACACAGUGGAGCAGUCGGACCUCCUAACGGAUCAGAUACUCGCGGAUAACUUCCAGGUGCGCGACUACACCUUCAUGUACAAUGCCAGCUUCAAGCCCAAUUAUGGACUGGGCAUUGAGCGCCUGGCAUCCGGGGCAUUCAACUUUGGCAACUACGUGACGCGCGAGGCUGUGGAGAAUCGCAUUGUCAUGCACGACGAUCUCUACUUUGACUGGACGCGCGCUGUCUCUAUCAGGGGCUGGUCGCUGAUGCCACUGUUAAACCGUCACAUUCGCGCCUGCCAGGAGUCGGGUCUCUACGUGCACUGGGAGCUGGAGAAUGUUGACAAGUAUUUGGAUAAAAAAACGGGCCAGGUGCUCUUCAAUCAGGCCAUUGGCUAUGUGCCCAAGAAAGUGCCCAAAGCCCUGGAGGUAGACGACAUAUCCGCUGCCCUGUUCGUGCUGGCCUUUGGCCACACCAUUGCCGGCUGUGCUCUGAUGCUGGAGCUGCUGCAUCAACGGCUGCUGCACAGGCGCAACUAAUUUGUGGUCUGCAGUUGGAGUUGGAGUUGGAGUUGGAACUGGAGUUGGAGCUGUAGUCUAAACUGUUCACUGAUUGUUUGCCCAGCGGCACACACGUGUCGUACACAUAUCAAACUGUACGCACACACACACACACACACACACACACACACAGACAGACACACCUGCACACACCUUCGCACUAACAAGCAAAAAUGUGUUAGCCAGACUGUGGUCCAAUUCGGUCGCCUCCUCUCCGCUCGAAGGACUAUCCAUUGGCAGGCAGGAGCUUAGGUCCAGCCGGGACAGCGGAUUCGCUCUGCUCACAAAUCCACAGGCAGGCGUAAUCGGGUUGCUUAUGCUGUUUCAGUUCCGCACGUUUGCGGAUAUGCAAACUGAAAAUGACUUUUGCCAGUGCCUGGUAAUUGGAAAACCGUUUAGAGCUACACACACACGCAGACGCACACACAUGUCUGGUCGUGUCGUGUGU